GCGCAACCGAUUGCCGCGACUAGAAAACGCACAUUAAUAAGCAGAAAACAAAAAAAAGCGACGUGGUCGUUUCCACUUCCCUCUACUAGAAUUCAACGCUUAACCUCCAAAGGAAGGAGACGCGGUACUAGUCUGCAGACUGUCAACAUAGACAUAGUCUUCAAGAGGAAUCUCAAGCACAAAGAACUCCAUCGCGACUCAAUAAAAAGGUCUUCUAAAAACCAACGCGACACAUCGUCAGCUCCAAGAAGCACGACAAAAAUGUCCACCCAGUCGACUUUCAGCACCAUUGAGGUCCGGCGUCAGCCGCCCACCAAGGCCGUCUUCAACGGCAUCCUGCGUCACCAGGGCCGCGCGUCGGUCAGCAGUGUCGACGUGAAGGACAGCUCCAAGGCGCUGGUGGACUUGCUGCAAUCCAAGGAUGCCGCCUACGAGCUCGGGCGCAUGCACUUCUGGGGCGGCAUGGAAGGCACCCAAGGGCCGUACGCUGUGUUUACGAAGGAAGGCAACCGCGUCACCAUGAGCGCGUUUUACCACAAGACUGAGGUAUCUAUAGCACUUCGUUCAUCACGAAUAGCAAUGAACUUAAACGUGAAACAAAAAUGAAAUUGGAAAUCCAAGAAAUCGAAACUAUAAUUUGUUGCAGCUGGUGCUAAUUCCAAUUCCAGCAUGGAUCAAGACCUUAUUGAAGGAACCAACUAGAAGUCCAACGUUGGUGGCACACGACGACAUAAACCAAUGUCAAAUAUAAUUGUUCAUCAAAACAUAAACAGCAUUCCCCGGGUGACUUUUGCGAGCGCGUUCUGGGGAGCGAGGGAGCAGGCAAUGCGAGCAAGGAGGUUUGCAACACAUCCGUGCUGUUCCAGCCCGAGUUCAUGGACCGCAAGGCCCGCACCGCCAUUCCCUGCGUGGUGACGCGCACGCUGAUGCCGCUGAAGAACCAAGCAGGCGCCGUGAACUGGAUGCAGACCAACCAGGCGAAGUUAUGGGAGAUGAUGCAGCGCACCGGCGCGGCGCAGGUCUACUUGAUCUUCGGCGAAAAAACCGCGGCAAUGGGCGGUGUCUACAUGACCGCGGAGGGCGCGAAAGCGGCGGCCGAGACGGCAAAAACGAUUUUUGCCGACUUGGCGCCAUACGCGGCCGGACCGCCGUCGGAUCGCACCCUGAUCCACGAUGCGUGCUUCUUCUGGAAGUGAGGAAGAUGGUAUAAGAAAAUGAACUUCUGUUGUACCCCAGCGGAAGUCUAAAAAAUUUUGCGUUUUUCAUCAAAACAAAAACUAACACAAGCUGGCUCUAGCUCAACAUAAGUAUCACGUUCGAAAAGAAAACAAAUUCAAACAUAUUCAUGUGAUUUUGUACCUAGUAGUAGCCGUCCGGGUCGCAUAAAGAGCGGACAAUAAUUGCGGCCUUGCUUUCGAUACCCUCGAUGUGAGGAACCGCUGUGUCUUUUUGUGUUUUGUGCGAUUCCCGACCCCGGCUACGGCUUCUGUGUUAUUUUUGCUGUAGUUUUUGUCUACCCACGUCAACAGAAACACAAUCACAACCAAACAAAGUAGAAGCUCUGCAUAGCAGCAACUCGCUCCAUUCAAAAAAAUUAUCUUUUUUCAUCCCGGCUUUAUUCGGAACCCAGUUACAGUGUACUUCACGCUAAGUAUGAUUCUGCAAAAUCAUAUUAAAUCGUACUGUUUCAUCAGAUUCAGUUACAGUUUUCUGACAACAUCAUGUUGAAAAACACGUAAAUCGAUAGGAUUAGGAGGAGAU
Molecule: messenger RNA, 1761 nt
Organism: Amoebophrya sp. A120
Lineage: Eukaryota; Dinophyceae; Syndiniales; Amoebophryaceae
Source: the annotation of a GenBank genome assembly